Effrenium voratum is the source of this 1067-nucleotide messenger RNA. Lineage: Eukaryota; Dinophyceae; Suessiales; Symbiodiniaceae. The record is from the annotation of a GenBank genome assembly.
AGAGAGUUUGGCUUUCAGCUGACUAGAUUGUUCUCAGCCUUCGUUUUGGGCGCCAUGUCGCAACAGGAUUUCAUGGGCCGCGUGAUCGGCGCCGCGUCUCAGGGCGCGGUGGGGGCAGUGGUGGCGGCUUCGCUGAGUGCGGUGACAGAGCCGUUGGUGAACAACAUGUUGGUGAACCGCGCCACCCUGGGGCAGGCAGUGAAAGAGCUGGACCCCAACAAGAUCAGGAGCUACCUGAACACGACCUUGGCCACGAACUUCAUCAAGUUCCCCUUCUUUGAGGCGACCAACAUCAUCAUGCAAGGCAUCGACUUGCCUCCGACUCUCAGAGGGGCUGCCCUUGGAUCCGUCUUCUGCACCAUCACCCUGCCCAUCACGAACUACCGAUUCAGAAAGUCCAUGAACCUGCCGGUGACGCCUGGGAAUCUGUACCAGGCCUACCCGCCCACAGUGCUGCGGGACAUCAUCUAUGGCAUCGCGCGCAACCAGGUGUCUGCCCUGCUUAUUGCCAUCAACCCCACCUUUGCGAACUCCAUGCUUGGCCGAGUGGUGAACAUGUUCACCACAGUGGUAGCGGCUUGCGUCCUGUCCGCGCCCGGCAAUGAGCUGCGGGGCUAUUGCCUGCAACCGGCAGACCGAAGACAGUCCUUUGGGGACUUCUUCCAGCCAGCGAAGUUCAUCCGCAGCACAUCCGUGGGUGCGAUCAUCAUGGGCAUUAGCUUGGCGAUCGGCACGCUUGCGACACCGCAGGUGGAGAAGCUGGUUGGCGUGUUGAAGGAGUACCUGGCGAAGAACCCGGUGAGCUACGUCCUCGUCGUGCUCUUUGUCCUGCAGCAGAUCUUGCAGAUGCGCCGCCAGAGCGAGCUGGUUGCGACCUUGGAGAAUAAGAAGUGAGAGCAAGGGGCUGCACGCUGCACCAAGUUCCGUAGUCAGAGUUUGCCUCCGGUUUGCCUCAGCUGAACUGGUUGCUCUGGCUUUGUUCCAGUUUCGGACCGGCGGCGCUAGGUUACGGCCCAAUGGGGUCAUGGAAUGGUGGACGGCAGAGACAAGAUGCUGACACACCUUCC